UACACGCGGUGUAAUGUGGAGAGGUUAUCUACCAUAUUCGCGUUCUUUUUACUUCAUCCUACGAUCUCGCACCUUGAGUGAGAGAAAAGAUAGGAAAGGAAACGUAAUUUCGUCACAAGCCGAAGGAAAAAACACGAAAAAAAAAUGCCGCGAAACAGAGAUGAACCUCCCGCCAUCCGCGUUUAUACUGUCUGCGACGAAUCAAGAUAUCUAAUUGUUAGGAAUGUACCUGCUUUAGGAUGUGGGGAUGAGCUGUCAAAAUUGUUCGGGUCGUAUGGAGAAAUAGAAGAGUGUAAGCCUAUGGAUGGGGAGGACAGUGAGCCUUAUACGGAUGUUUAUUGGAUCAAAUUCGUACAGGUCAGCAAUGCCAGGUUUGCAAAGAGGAAACUAGAUGAGUUUGUUUUCCUCGGGAAUCAACUACAGGUUUCGUAUGCUCCUCAGUACGAGUCUCUUUCUGAUACGAAGGAGAAAUUGGAAGGCAGGAAAAAAGAAGUUCUAAGCCGACUAAACUCUGGAAGAUCCAAAGGAUCAGAGCCUUCCAAGCAAAUGGAUCAUACGGAAUCAGCAAAAGCUCAUCACAGGCAAGAUCCUAUAUUCAGCAGGGUGACCUCUGACAAGGAGUACUUUUCAUCCCCAUCGAUGAACAACACAGUCCAAUUUGUCAGAGAGAAGCUUGAUAAGAUAAAAUCAAGUAGUGAGCACAUAGAGGGUGGGCCGGCUUUCAAGAAACCACGGGUCGACAAUAGAAGAAGAAUAUGAUGGACCAUUGACCAUGCAAGAAAGUGAUUGCCUUCUGAAAGUUCUGCCACUCCUGAACAAUGUUACCUGAAACACAAACUCCUGAUGAAUGGCUCAGAUCUUGCAUCAUGUGACAAAAUGGCUGGUGGGGGAGAGUAGGGUUCAGAUUCCUAUAAUUGCAAGAGUAGCCAUUGAAGGGCUCUAUCUGGAAAUAAGGCAGGUAUGACCAUUGAUUUUCAACCAGAAUCUUUAGAAAAGAAAAAAAAAUCAGUAAAUUUUUUUCUGCAGACAUGAGUUUCUAGUUUAGAUGUAUCAUAAAUCAAAACUACUCAUGGGUUAGAGUGGUAGAUUCACAAGAGUUUCAACACAAGGUUCAUGGGUUCAAGUACCCAUUGUGGUGUGUAAAAAAAUAAAAUAAAUCAUAAAUCAAAACUGACGUUUAUUUGA
Magnolia sinica is the source of this 1185-nucleotide messenger RNA. RefSeq lists its product as uncharacterized. Lineage: Eukaryota; Viridiplantae; Streptophyta; Magnoliopsida; Magnoliales; Magnoliaceae. The record is from RefSeq and is a predicted model, not a curated record. Bases 145 to 759 code for a protein of 204 amino acids. The transcript is spliced from 8 exons. Gene Ontology annotation, molecular function: RNA binding. Gene Ontology annotation, cellular component: nucleoplasm.